This is a messenger RNA of Menidia menidia (Atlantic silverside), 1326 nucleotides long. The record is from the annotation of a GenBank genome assembly. NCBI's taxonomy places the organism in Eukaryota, Metazoa, Chordata, Actinopteri, Atheriniformes, Atherinopsidae.
AUGAGUCGUGAGACCCCACACAAAAUAAUCCACCUGUCCGUGAGGGAUGUCCGGUUCCCCACGUCUCUGGAGCAUCACGGCUCGGAUGCGAUGCACCCGGACCCGGACUACUCGGCCGCCUACGUGGUCCUGGACACGGACAGCGGCCUGAGGGGCUUCGGCCUCACCUUCACCUUAGGACGGGGCACGGAAAUAGUGGUGUGUGCGGUCCAGGCUCUGGCGGGUCUGGUGGUCGGCAAAACUUUGCAGGAGAUCGUGAGCGACUUCCGCCGGUUUUACCGCCUGCUGACCAGCGACGGGCAGAUGAGAUGGUUGGGUCCGGAGAAAGGCGUGAUCCAGCUGGCCUCUGCGGCCGUCCUGAACGCGGUGUGGGACCUUUGGGCGCGGGCCGAGGGCAAGCCACUAUGGAAGCUGCUGGUUGACAUGGACCCGGAGCGGAUCGUCUCCUGCGUGGACUUCAGAUACAUCACGGACGUGCUCACCGAGGAGGAAGCCCUCCAAAUGCUGGUGGAGGCCAGGAGGGGCCAGCGGCAGAGAGAGGAGCAGAUGCUGAGUGAGGGUUACCCCGCCUACACCACCUCCUGCGCCUGGCUGGGAUACUCCGACCAGCAGCUCAGAGAGCGUUGUACAGAGGCCCUGGAGGAGGGCUGGACCCGGUUCAAGGUGAAGGUGGGGGCGGAUCUGGAGGACGACCUGCGCCGGUGUCGUCUCAUCAGGCGAACCAUCGGAGACCACAACACUCUGAUGAUCGAUGCCAACCAGAGAUGGGACGUGGGGGAGGCCAUCACGUGGGUGUCCAGGCUGGCUGAGGUCAAGCCUCUUUGGAUCGAGGAGCCCACGUCUCCGGACGACGUCCUGGGCCACGCCGCCAUUUCGAAGGCUUUGGCUCCCCUCGGGAUCGGAGUGGCCACGGGGGAGCAGUGCCCCAACCGGGUGGUGUUUAAGCAGCUCCUGCAGGCCUCGGCCGUGCAGUUCGUGCAGAUCGACAGCUGUCGGCUGGGCAGCGUCAACGAGAACCUGGCCGUGCUGCUCAUGGCCCACAAGUUCAAAGUGCCCGUGUGUCCUCACGCCGGGGGAGUCGGCCUGUGCGAGCUCGUCCAGCACCUGAUUCUGUUCGACUACAUCUGUGUGUCGGCGGACCUGAGUGACCGGAUGUGCGAAUACGUCGAUCACCUCCAUGAGCACUUCGCUAAUCCCGUGGUGAUAAAGAACGCCCGCUACAUGCCCCCCCGGGAUCCAGGCUACUCCUGUGAGAUGCUGGAGUCUUCAGUGAGAAGACAUCAGUACCCUGGAGGAGACUCAGUGGGAAUUUCCAUGAAGAAAUAA